CAUAGAACCGAGCAGAAAAGUCUGUUCACUUCAGUUCAGUGUGCGAGCCAGGUGCGAACGAGCCCGAUUUUUUCUCACAAUCUUGUACGAAUUGUUUACUUUUGAAAGCAUGUUGAAGCAACGGAACUGUGGUGGACUCGCCGUGUCGGAGUCCUGUCGCAGGGGAAGCAAUUAGUGACAGUGGAUGGUGGCUCCAGAGGGUCAAAUGUGCAGUGUAAGGAUUGCCGAUGAUUGGGCCUGAGUGCUACCCGUGCUGGAACCGUGUGUUCGUCGAGGAUGGCCUCCAUGGCGCCAUCGGACUCGACGACGGAGUCGACAGAGAGGCACAAGUCAGAUCUUUAUACCAGACCCGGCUGGGUAGAUGCAGAUAUCGCCCUAGGACAACUAGAUCAGGGGAAAGCCCGAGGAGAUCGAGGGAUUCUGUGGGUGCGAGGCAGAAUUCAACAACAGUUGCGUAUUCUGGGGAAGAUCUUGGACAUCCAUGCUGGGAAAGUCCUCUUCGUGAGUAUACUAGCCAUAGCCACCUUCUCGGUGGGGUUGAAGAGCAUGACCUUUCAUUCGGACAUCGAACUGCUUUGGGCCGAACCGUCUACCACACCGGAAACCUCUUCGGAUAUGCUCCCCAACUAUCAAAUGGUUCUCCAGACAGGGUCGGAUUCGGAUGUGGACCUUCUGAGCCCCCAUGGCCUCCUUGAGCACUUGAGUUUAGUACAGAAAGCAUCACAAGUCACGGUCACAAAGUUCGAUAUCACGUGGACUUUGAAGGACUUCUGUCAGUCGCCUCCGUAUCCAAAUUUCGAUCCGCACUACAUGAACCAGAUAUUCGAAAAGACGAUACCAUGUUCCAUAGUAACGCCACUGGAUUGUUUCUGGGAGGGGGCCAAGCUCCACGGACCUGAUCAUCCAGUAUACAUACCAGGAAUAGGCAACCAGAUAAAAUGGACAAACCUACACCCCAGUGGGAUGAUAUCCCAAUUCAAGCAGAAAACAGCGCAGUACGACUUCAGUAAAGUAGAAGACUACUUCAAACGUGCAGGAAUCACAACAGGAUACCUCGAAAAACCUUGUCUGAAUCCCCGGGAUCCAGAUUGUCCUGAUACUGCCCCCAAUAAGAACCACACCCAUCAUCCAGAUGUCGGAGCUGAAAUAACCAGUGGCUGUUAUGGCUUUGCAACCAAGUACAUGCAUUGGCCUGAAGAUCUAAUCGUCGGUGGUGUUCAGAAAAACAAAACUGGACAUAUCAAAAAAGCUAAAGCCUUACAGACCGUUGUACAACUUAUGAACGAACAUGAGCUAUAUGAAUUGUUGUCUGAUAAUUAUAAAGUCCACCAUAUAAGUUGGAGCAAGGAUAAAGCCACUGUUGUCCUCAAUGCUUGGCAGAAAAAAUUCGCUGAGGAAGUGGAACGGUUGUCCAAAAAUAACCCAUCGUCAUCGUAUGUAUUCUUCACGUUUUCCACUGCAAAUGCCAAUAAACUUCUGAUGGAGUACUCCCGUACUGAUGUAGUCAGACUUGGCAUAGUUUUGGGUGUAGCCUGCCUCUAUGGCUGGGUAACCCAUUCAGCCAUUGCCUGUCUAGGUGUUCUAGUCUUAGCAAGUUCCACAGCAGCAGCCCUAGGCGUUUGUAGCCUCAUAGGCCUUCCCAUGAACUUAUUAAGUACCCAAGUGUUACCGUUUAUAACAGUAGGACUCGCCAUGAGAGAAAUGUUCCUCAUCUUAUCGACCAGUACUCGAAAACUUUUACCCGCUGAUAUAUUACAAAGGACAGGACCUAGUAUUAUUUCGGCCGCCCUCAUAAAUUCCGGUGCAUUUGUAGCGGCCGCCAUUUUGCCCAUACCCGCGUUGAGAGUGUUUUGUUUGCAGUGCGCGAUAAUGAUCGUUUUUCAUGGGGCGGCACUUAUCGUUAUCUUCCCCGCGUUUCUUGCUUUGCAGCAGAGAUGUCAAAAAGCGGAUGUUCCAUGUUUUAGACCUGAAGCAAGUACUAAAGUUUCCAACAACAUCAAUAACAAUAAUAGUCCUGACGUGGAACAUGGAAGUAACUUACUUAAUACGGAGCAAGUUUGCCAACACAAGAAAGGUGGUUUGAUAGCCUGGUGCGUGACAAGUUACUUAACCACAGUUUUAUUUAGACCCUUUAUGAAAGUGCUUAUGUGCCUCACUUAUGCGGUGUUGAUAAUUUUUUGUAUGUUCAAUGGACUGAAGUUAGAAUUUGACGUAAGACUUUCAACAUUUCUACCUAAAAAUACUCAAGAGUACAAAUACUUAGAAGCGCAUAAUAAAUUUUUCGGCUUUUACAAUUUUUAUUUGGUUACCACAGAACUAGAAUAUCCCCUAAACCAACCGUUGUUGUACGAGUAUCAUUCCUCUUUAACACAAGUUCCUCAUGUCCUAAAAGAUUCCAAUGGUGGUCUCAAUAUGAACGACUUCUGGCUGGCGAAUUUCCGAGAUUUUCUGGUCGAUUUGCAACAAGAAUUCGAUUAUAAUCGAAAUAAUAGCUGUUUGAACAGCGAAAAGUGGUUCCCUAAUGCCACUGAAAAAGCAGUAUUAGCGUUCAAAUUAUUAUCACAGACUGGUGUAGUUCAGUAUCCUGUUGACAAAAGUCAAAUAUUGAAAAAAAGACUGGUACGCAACAAUAUUAUAGAUCCAAACGCUUUUUAUAAUUAUUUAUCUGUAUGGAAUAGUAACGAUCAAAUAUCUUAUUCCAGUUCUCAAGGUAAUUUAACCCCAAAACCAUUCGAGUAUGAAAGCUCAAAGGUCGAUAUGGAUUUAAAAAUUCCUAAGUCACAGCCUCUAGUUUAUACUCAAAUGCCGUUCUAUCUUAAGAACUUAAAAACUACCUCAAGUAUUAUUACAACUUUAAAGCAAAUUAAAGAAGUCUCAGAACAGUUCAAUAAUCGAGGAUUGAAGAAUUAUCCUAUAGGAUUAAUUUUCUCCUACUUUAAUCAAUUGUUGUUCCUCGACCGCUAUUUAGCGGCUCAAUUUGUGCUUACUUUCCUUUCAGCAGCUAUGGUAGCUUGCGUUCUCGUUCAAUGGGUCAAAUUAUGGUCUGCCCUAUUUAGCACAUUAGCAUGCUUACUGCUCCUAUGCCUCAUCAACAUUAACGCUCUUAGUGGCACUAUAGGAGCUUUGCACUUCAUUAUCAUUACAAGAAAUGUAUUUCUUAUCCUCACAGGAUAUCUAAGUGCCAUCGGCAAUCGUGAAAGGAGAGUUAGAUUGUCUCUUGAAAUAAAUUCUGAACCACUAUUGAAAGGUGAUUUGGGAUUACUAGUUUGUACUGCAGUAUUAGCUACGUCUCAAUUUGAAUUCAUCCAUCAUCACUUAUUUUCAUUAAUUUUACUGUCAGUAUGUGGAUCUUUGGCAAACUCUUUCUCGUUUUUCCCGUUACUUUUGGCUCUUGUGGGUCCAAAGGCGGAACUGCAGCCUAUUGAACAUACAGAUAGAAUUUCAACACCGCCACCGCUUCCUUCUCCCAUUCCCUCGAGAAACUCAUUCUCCAAACCUCCUAAGCGUAAUCCUUCAAACAAAACUACCAGAGAGCCGAGUUUGACAACCAUUACUGAAGAGAGCUGCAAUCAGAGCAUUGUUGUAGAACCGCAAGUGACUGUGGAGUACAGCAGUCCAGAAUCCAGCUCUAGUGGACCAUUUACUACAAAAGUAACGGCCACUGCUAACAUUAAAGUAGAGUUAGUAGCCCCUGUAUAUAGAUCUGGAAAGUGUAACACCAAAUGUCACCGCUCGUUUAAGUGUGACAGGCGGAAAAGACAGGAACAAAACAGAACGGAAAAACAGUGUCGAUGCUGUAAAGACUCGAAUAGUAGUGAUAGUAACACAGAGACUGACCAGUGUCCUAGUAGCUAGCAUCUCGUUACCAUUUAAGUGUAAAAUAUGUUUAUAGUGAAUAUAUGUAUACCAAGCAUUUAUUUAUUUAAAGAUGAAACCAUGUAAGAUAGUAAAGUAAAUAAUUUUUUUAUAUAGGAGGCGAUGUGGAACUAUUUAUUUUGAACCAGUCCUUGUAUUUGAUUCAGAACAGGUAUACUCCUAUUACUUUUAUUUGGUUAAACAGGCAGCUGUUUGUAUUAAAAUAAAUAAAAAUUGAUCAAAUUGAAUUUUCAUCUGUAUAAUUAAAAGGUAUCUGACACAUAUUAUACUCAUAAUAGAUUCUUAAAUUAAAAACGCGAAGGUACUAUCUUUUAGUAUGAUAUUAGGUGCAACCAAUAAGAGUUUUUUUAAGUACUGUUAUUGAUGUUUGAUUCAAAUUGUUUCCUGCUUAUAUUGUCAUCAAAUUCAACUAGUCAAUUAGUCAGCCAUACAGUCAGUACCUGUUCUGAUUUUCACAAGAAAAUGCUGGUGGUUUGUUCAAUUAAUCCGAAUGAUAAGAAGCAUUGUCCAUAACCAUUAGGAUUUAUCUUGAAUUUUGGACAAAGCAGGCAUAAACAAUUUGUAAAUAGUAACACUGUUUUUUUCUCCAAAAUUAAGAAAUAAAAAUAACAAGUACUAAUAAAAAAAUAAGUUUCUAGUUAAGAUGAAAACUUAAAAAACGUUUGAGAAGCAACAUAGCAAACCUAAUUCGUAAACUCCAGGUAUUCCAAAAAGAAGUGAAAGGAGUAUAUCUUGGUAUACAAAAAUGCUAGGAAAAUAAUACAAACUAUGAUUUGGUAAAAAUGCUUAUCACAACAUUUUAUUUUAUCUACAGACUCUUUUGUUACAAAAAUUAUUUUAUGUAUCUAAAAACUUUAUUAUUGGAAAAUAGACGUCCACUGAGUUAUUUAACUAUAUGAAAUGAAAAAAAAAAAAGGUGAGUAAGGAGGGUCAGGUAAUCAUUUAACAUCUUGUGAGAUCAAUAAGUAGUAGAAUAUCGCAGAGGUAGACGUAGAAGCAUUGUCAUAUUGCUCUAAUAGAAUUGACUGUUUUUUCUAUUAAAAAAAUAGCAACAUGUCCACGUUUUGAUCUUCUCACUUAUCUUAGUGAAAGAUCAUUUCAUCCACCGCACUGUAAAUUUCAGAUAUCUAAUUUGUCACUAUGUUGACAAUAUAUUAAAAUACAUAGCUUUUUUUACCUUAUCCUGAUUUUCUUUGGUAAUAAUGUAUCAGUAGUGGACUAUUUAGUAUUUUUGCCCAAUCAUAUGUUUAGGUGGUAUUAAUAAAUACAAAAUAAUAGGCAUUAUUAUCUUGGAUCUGUGCUUGUGAAAACGAGAAUUAUAUUUAAACAUAUUAACGAUUCCGAUGGUAUAUUCAACCGCAAAAUGAACCAGAUAUUUGAUUUUUGUCCCGCAAAUUAUAUUUUCCAAAGAUGAUUUUUCAUAGAAUGAAAUCAAAUUUAUUUGAUUUUGUAAAAAUGUCUUUAAUUAAACAUUAUUAAUUGAAAUUUUUGUUAUUGAUAUUUUUUUGAAAAACUUUUGACCGGUUAAUUUUGCGGUUGAGUAUAUAAUGCAAAUUGUAAGAAAUAAAUUAAAAAAUUCAGUAUAUAGGUAUUAUAAAAUUCUUUGAAACUCAUGAUAGAGGUACAAUGAUUCAGCAUGCUACUUAAUGAUUUUUAUUUAUGAUAUGUAUUCUAAGAUCUCCAUUUGACAUUUAUAAAUUUUUAACAUUUUCCACAAAGCCUAACUGAUGUCUAAUUUUCGCCAUUUUUACAUUGUAAAUUCCAUACCAAUAACUUAAAAAAAAG
This is a messenger RNA of Psylliodes chrysocephalus, 5661 nucleotides long. The record is from the annotation of a GenBank genome assembly. Lineage: Eukaryota; Metazoa; Arthropoda; Insecta; Coleoptera; Chrysomelidae.